Molecule: messenger RNA, 1976 nt
Organism: Lindgomyces ingoldianus
Lineage: Eukaryota; Fungi; Ascomycota; Dothideomycetes; Pleosporales; Lindgomycetaceae
Product: glycine hydroxymethyltransferase
Exons: 4
Coding region: 177-1592 (471 amino acids)
Biological process (GO): tetrahydrofolate interconversion; folic acid metabolic process; L-serine catabolic process
Cellular component (GO): cytoplasm
Molecular function (GO): pyridoxal phosphate binding; zinc ion binding; serine binding
Source: RefSeq, a predicted model, not a curated record
CCGCUUACGGUUAGUGCGGGACUGAAAGGUGCGGGACGAAAAAAGUAUCUAAGACCACGCGCCGAUAGUUCUUCCAGUCCAACUUUUGCCGCUAUAAAUCAUCUUCCCACCCACUACUCUCUUCUUUCUCAGUUCCAUCCUUCAUAGAAGACUAGAAUCUGGCUAAUUGACUCAACAUGUCUUCCUACGCCCUCCCCAAGUCUCACCAGGACCUUAUGGAGAAGUCUUUGGUGGAGACUGACCCUGAAGUUGCUCAGAUCAUGGAGAGAGAAGUCCAGCGCCAACGCGAAUCCAUCCUCCUCAUUGCUUCCGAAAAUGUCACCUCCCGCGCUGUCUUCGACGCGCUUGGUUCGCCCAUGUCGAACAAGUACUCAGAAGGAUAUCCCGGUGCCCGAUACUACGGCGGAAACGAGAACAUUGACGCUGUGGAGUUGUUGUGUCAGAAGCGAGCACUCCAGACCUUCGGACUUGACCCUGAGAAGUGGGGCGUCAAUGUACAGUGCUUGAGCGGUAGCCCAGCGAAUCUCCAGACAUACCAGGCCAUUAUGAGGCCACAUGAGAGGUUAAUGGGCUUGGAUCUGCCGCAUGGUGGACAUUUAAGCCACGGGUAUCAGACACCACAGAAGAAGAUCUCAGCCGUCUCUACCUACUUUGAGACCUUUCCUUACCGAGUCAGCCUCGACACCGGGCUCAUCGAUUAUGACCAACUCGAGCAAAAUGCCCUCAUGUACCGCCCGAAAGUCCUCGUCGCCGGAACCUCCGCCUACUGUCGCGAGAUCGACUACGCCCGCAUGCGCGAGAUCGCGGACAAGGUCGGCUGCUAUCUGAUGAUGGACAUGGCGCACAUUUCCGGCCUCAUCGCCGCCGGCGUGAACAAGUCUCCCUUCCCAUAUUGCGACCUCGUAACCACGACAACUCACAAAUCACUGCGUGGACCCCGUGGCGCCAUGAUCUUCUUUCGCAAAGGAGUACGCAAGACCGACCCUAAAACCGGAAAAGAGACGCUCUACGACCUCGAAGGCCCUAUCAAUUUCUCCGUCUUCCCUGGCCACCAGGGCGGGCCCCACAACCACACCAUCACCGCGCUCGCCGUUGCUCUCAAGCAGGCUCAGACGUCGGACUUCAAAGCAUAUCAAGAGCAAGUCAUCAAGAACGCAAAGACCCUUGAAGUCGUCUUCAAACAAUUGGGCUACAAGCUCGUAACCGACGGCACAGACAACCACAUGGUCCUCAUGGACCUGAAGCCCCUCGCUCUCGACGGCGCACGUGUCGAAGCUGUGCUUGAACAAGUUAAUAUCGCUUGCAACAAGAACACGACUCCCGGCGACAAGUCCGCGUUGACACCUAUGGGCAUUCGGAUCGGCGCGCCAGCCAUGACAUCUCGUGGUCUGGGCGAGGAAGAUUUCAAGAAGAUCGCCGGAUAUAUCGACACGUGCAUCAAACUGUGCAAGAAGAUCCAGGGCGAGCUGCCAAAGGAAGCGAACAAGCUGAAAGACUUCAAAGCCAAGGUCGCAUCGGGCGGAGUCGACGAGAUUAAUAGCUUGAAGAAGGAGAUUGCGGCUUGGGCUAGCACCUUCCCUCUGCCGGUCUAAAAUCCUUCCCCUCCAUGUUUUGUCUUUGGCUUCUAGUUCGUACUUUUUUGUUCAGUGUGGCUGGGGUUCAACACGGCUCGUGUAUUCACGGCGUUCGGGUUUAAGAAUUCUACGGAGAGGCUGGGGUGGCGUCGUUCAACAAAGGCCUGUCUGGCUGGCUGGCUGGCAUAUUCAACAUUUUGGGGAGUUGAUUUAAGCUAAAGAAAACUAGACUGAUACUCCUGGUCGCAUUCAUCAUGCUUAGAAACUGGGCGUUGUGGGUGGGGCACCUGUUAUGUGUAUGAUCAACUCUGAAAUUUUAUCAUCGUCAAUAUGAGAUAGUCGAUUUGCUGCUUAACCAGCGAGCGAUCAAAUGGCCCACUCAUCUAUUUAUACCAGUUUUGG